AUGGAGUGGAUUGGGAAGCAUCUGGGAAAAUUUGAGUCGCUGUUUCUAGCCGAUCUUGAAAACGGAAAGAUGGCUGAUAAGGGUUCAUAUUGUGGACUAGAAGGGGAUCUUUGGAUGAACUUGGAUGGCAGUAUAUCACCAAUCUGUUUGAACAUUUUACCCCUGGCAUCUUCAUCCUCAGAGUUGGUCCUGUUGUCUGCAGAUUCUGCCUUCAAAUUUUCUUUUGCUAUCAACUGUAAGAUUUUCAUUCACUUGAAACUGAGAGGCUAUUUCNAUUUAAAGAAGGAAAUCAUUGGAUCGUUGCCUGAGAUUAUUGGGGAUCAUAACUGUCAAGCUGUGGUUGAUUCUUUAGAAAAAAUGCUUCAGGAGGAUUCUGAUGUUGUUGUUCCAGUGCUUGAUUCUUUCUCCAACCUUAAUUUAGAUGAUCAAUUGCAAGAACAGGCGAUUACAGUAGCAAUAUCAUGUAUUAGAACAGUCGACGCAGAGCACAUGCCAUAUCUACUUAGGUUUUUGCUUCUUGCUGCUACUCCAGAAAAUGUUAGAAGAAUAAUCUCCCAGAUACGAGAACAGUUGAAAUUCACCGGAAUGUCACAACCUUGUCCUUCUCAGAAUAAACUUAAAGGAAAAAUACCUGCAUAUAACGCAGAAGGUUCUAUUCUCCAUGCUUUAAGAUCAAGCCUUCGGUUUAAGAAUAUACUCUGUCAAGAAAUCAUAAAGGAGCUGAAUAGUCUGGAGAAACCUCGGGAUUUUAAGGUAAUUGAUGUAUGGCUGCUUAUUCUCAUGUACAUGAACGGGGACCCCAUCCGGAAGAGUAUCGAGAAAAUAUUUAAGAAGAAAGUGGUCGAUGGAUGCAUACAAGAAACCCUGCUUGAUCAAUGUAUAUGUGGUAAUAAAGAGUUUGUGCAGGAUAAUUUUGCAUCAUUUGUUUCUUUGGCUGAACACCUCUUGUCAUGCAAAGAAGAAAAGGCAAGGGAAAUGGGCUCGCAUAUCUAUACUCGUCUUUUUGAAGGGUUUGCUGACAAUUAUUCAAGACAAGAGAUUCUAGGUGCUCUAGUGACACAUGUGGGAUCUGAUAACAAAUUUGAGGUCAGUUCGGUCUUGGAGAUGAUGACGGCUCUGGUGAAAAAAUAUGCGCAGCAACUCCUUCCCUUUUCUUCCCACAUAAAUGGUAUUUUGGACUACUUAGAGGGUUUUAGUAUUGAAAAUUUGCAUAAGGUCUAUGAGAUUUUCAGUCUCCUUGCACUAUCAGCUCGUGCAAGUGCUGAUUCUUUUCGAUCUUCAAUUUCAAAUGAACUUAUGAUGAUAGUAAGGAAGCAGGUUAGUCAUCCAGACCUCAAGUACAAAAAGAUGGGCUUAGUUGGAACUCUUAGGAUUGUGUCGUCACUUGGGGAUGCAAAGAGUGUUCCUGACCUUCCAUCAUCACAGGUUUCAGAUUGUGGGGAGAUUUUGGAGCUCUUGAAGACAUCUGUUGACUCUUGCAAACAGUCUAACUUAGCCCUAAUUAUGUUCUAUGAUGAAUUUGCUACAAUUCUUAGCCAUAAGUUACUUCAACCAGAAAUUAUGGAGUGGAUUGGGAAGCAUCUGGGAAAAUUAGAGUCGCUGUUUCUAGCCGAUCUUGAAAACGGAAAGAUGGCUGAUAAGGGUUCAUAUUGUGGACUAGAAGGGGAUCUUUGGAUGAACUUGGAUGGCAGUAUAUCACCAAUCUGUUUGAACAUUUUACCCCUGGCAUCUUCAUCCUCAGAGUCCUGUUGUCUGCAGAUUCUGCCUUCAAAUUUUCUUUUGCUAUCAACUGUUGAGAGGUUGACAAAUGAUGGAUCCCUUGCUGGGAUCGAUGCUCUGCUCGGAUGCCCUUUGCACCUCCCCUCUCCGAAGUACUUUGCUGCAGCUGGUUGGCAGUCUCUGACAAAGAAGCAGAGAGAAAUCCUCUCUCUCUCCUUAUAUUAUGCUGCAAACUGGAUACGAGAACUCCUUAACGCUUUCAGUUCCCAAAUUGAUGAAAGAUUUGGCUGCAUUAGUCAGGCUACAGAAAAGGAUGUAACAACAAAGCUUCUGAAGAGACUUAGAAAUCUAGUAUUCUUGGAAAGCUUAUUGAGCAAUUUGAUUACACUAUCUCCUCAGUCUCUACCGGAGCUCCACCCUUAUUCUGAAUCUCAUGUAGAACAUCCAGAGAAGAAGAAUGAGAAGAGGAAGCUCGACGAUGAUGGUUCCCAACACAAGGGAAGCAUGAAAAAUAACUUGAAAAAAUCUAAGCAUUCAAAUGUGAAUGAAAAGCUCCGCCAGCCAACUAUUAUGGAUGCAUUCAAGAAAGCAGGAGCAGUGAUGAGUCAAAGUCAAACACAGCUACAUGGAACCCCUUCCCUUCCAUCUUUGGAUGGCAGGACAGCAGCAACACCAAUGAAUGAUUGUUCUGAUGAUGAAUCUCUAAUUGUGAAGAUUCCUCAAGUUUCAUUGGCACUUGAAGCUCAAAGAUUCAAGUUCAGGCCUCUUCUUCCUCAAUGCCUUUCCAUCUUAAAAUUUUUAAAGGUGCCAAGCCAAGACAUAGGCAGCCCUGAGUAUAAAGCUGAGCUACCUGUGUAUUUGUAUCUCUUACAUGAUCUUCACAACAAGCUGGAUUAUCUUGUUCCUCAUGGUAAACAACAUCCUUUUAAACGUGGAAGCGCUCCAGGUUGUGUCGGAAGAUUCAAAUUGAUGAUGAUCCUCCCUGAGUUUGAAACAGACAAAUCACUGCUGCUGAAUCUUCUUGAAGCCUUCCAGCCAACUGAAAUAUCAGUUGCUAGCUUUCCGGACAUCCAACCUUUCCCUUCACCUGGGACAAAGGAGUACUUGUAUAUUGGCGUUUAUUAUUUCUUUGAAGAUAUUUUAAAUAAGGCAUGUUCCUUCUCCUUUGAUCUGGCCUUCGAAUGUCUUCUCACUCUACAGUUAGUGAUGACCUCUGCGCAAAAAUAUCUUGGCAAGGUAUCAGAAGAAGCUACCAAAAAGAGAUGUCCAGGCCAUUCUCAGGGUCUUGUACCCAGUCUACAUGCUAAACUGGGAACUUCUGCUGAGAAACUUCUCAGGCAUAAAUGGAUCGAAGAUAGUACUGAGAAUAAGGGUCUGAAGAACAAAGGUGAGAUGGUACAGACCAUAUUGCGAAUAUACUUGGAAGCCAGUGGAUCCACAUCUGAUUUGCUUGAUGAGCUUGCUUGUACUAUUUUGCCUCAGGUACAAGGAAAAAUCUUUCGCUGGGCUCUACUUUGCAUAGAGUUUGAUGCAAUCUGA
Camelina sativa (false flax) is the source of this 3258-nucleotide messenger RNA. NCBI's taxonomy places the organism in Eukaryota, Viridiplantae, Streptophyta, Magnoliopsida, Brassicales, Brassicaceae. The record is from RefSeq and is a predicted model, not a curated record.